Lindgomyces ingoldianus is the source of this 588-nucleotide messenger RNA. RefSeq lists its product as uncharacterized. Gene Ontology annotation, cellular component: cytoplasm; ubiquitin ligase complex. The record is from RefSeq and is a predicted model, not a curated record. The annotation marks the transcript as partial. Gene Ontology annotation, biological process: protein polyubiquitination; positive regulation of proteasomal ubiquitin-dependent protein catabolic process; ubiquitin-dependent protein catabolic process. NCBI's taxonomy places the organism in Eukaryota, Fungi, Ascomycota, Dothideomycetes, Pleosporales, Lindgomycetaceae. The transcript is spliced from 2 exons. Gene Ontology annotation, molecular function: ubiquitin protein ligase activity; zinc ion binding; ubiquitin conjugating enzyme binding.
ACGCAAUGCAGCGCUUGCUUGGAGCAUGUGCCGAACAAGCUCACUAUCAAGCUUGAGUGCAAACCGGAGGCUCAUGUUUACUGUCACGAGUGUUUACUCAACUUGUUCAAGAGUGCACUGAAAGACAACGACCUAUUUCCCCCACGGUGUUGCAGGGUUCCGAUCCCGCUCGAUACAUGUCGGGCCAUACUUCCGAAAGCGAUGAUCAAGGACUUUGAUCUCAAGGUCGAGGAGAUGGCUACGCCGAACCCGACCUACUGUCACAACCCCGACUGCGCAAAGUUCCUCCUGAGCCGGGAUAUUCGAGCCAAAGUCGGCACAUGCCCGUUCUGCAAGAGCAAGACUUGCGUUGAAUGCAAAGCGAAAGAUCAUGACCGUGGGCUAUGUGAGGAAGAUCCCCAUGUCCAACUACUCAUGGAUGCCGCGAAGCGAAGCAAGUGGCAGCAAUGCUUGCGUUGCAAUAACAUGGUUGAGCUGGCUGUGGGAUGUUUCCACAUGACUUGCCGGUGCUCCCACCAGUUUUGCUACUUGUGCGGCGUCCAGUGGAAGGAAUGUCGGUGUCCACAAUGGGAUGAGAACUAUCUCGUU